Oryza sativa Japonica Group (Japanese rice) is the source of this 1003-nucleotide messenger RNA. RefSeq lists its product as uncharacterized. Gene Ontology annotation, molecular function: endonuclease activity; nucleic acid binding; zinc ion binding. The record is from RefSeq and is a predicted model, not a curated record. NCBI's taxonomy places the organism in Eukaryota, Viridiplantae, Streptophyta, Magnoliopsida, Poales, Poaceae.
CUCGACGAAAUGCCUCCACGGCGAUCCUAUCCGGUGGGCCCCACCUGUAAGUCUCACAUGAAAUCCAAAUAGGAGAGGGAAAAAAAGAAAAAAGAAAAAAAACCAUCGAAUCCGAGGAGAUAGGGAGAUAAUGGUGGGGAGGAAGCCGCUGCGCCGGCGGCGGCACGACGCGCCGCCCUCGCCGCCGUUGUUCGGGGCCACGCCUCGGCCGACCUCCCCUCGGUCCUCCUCCGCCUCCGUGGCCGCGGUCGCGGAGGAGCUGGACGGCCUGCUCCUCACGGCGCCGCGGCCGUCGGCGUCGUCGUCGGAGCCGCGGAGCUUCCCCUACGUGGUGAAGCAGCGGUGCUGGGAGAAGGCGGAGCGGGUGGCCGGGCGCGACCCGGAGAGGUGGCGCCGCGACGCGCUCGGCAACGUCGUCUUCCGCAAGCUCGUCGGCUGCCCCGGAUGCCUCUGCCACGACUACGACCACAUCGUCCCCUACUCCAAGGGUGGGAAGAGCACAUUGGAGAACUGCCAGGUUUUGCAGGCUACUGUAAACCGGUCUAAAGGGAACAAAACAGAGUUAUCCAAAUCUGAGCUCAUACAGAAGAGUGCCUAUUGUAGGGUCUCAGGACGUGAUAUGGAUCUUCUUGAACUCUCUGCAUAUGGGAAUGUUAGGCGAGGGCCAGAUUCAGGUGGUUGCAGAAUCCAAUGAAGACGAUGGGUACGUCUGAAGAGUGAUGAUAAUCAGUUUCAAAAGGCUGCCUGCCUACCUCAAAUCUGAUAGGAAAAAUCCCAGCUGAUGUUUGUGCCAAAUAUGUAUACUCCCAGCUUUAUGGGCAUUCAUCAUCCAUUUUCUAAGGAUUGACCAUCAGGAAUGUUAUGAAUUUUGUCAUCUUAGCAUACUUAACGGAUCCUGAUUUAAGGCAUAUUUUAUUUUGUAUUACAUACCAUAGUUCCAAGUGCGGUCAGUGUAAACAUGUGUCGACGCAUUUGUUUUAAAUGUGACAUCACAUUCGUGCCA